AUGACCCAGAACAUGGAAACGUUUGGCGCCCGCCUUGCCAGCUUCGACCGGGUGCUGCAACCGGAGAAGCGACGAGGAUCGAGCGCGAAGAGCGCAAAAUCGAUCGCCUGGCCUCACCGGAGGCCCUCGCCGGCUGAAUUGGCGCAUGCGGGUUUCUUUUAUAACCCUUACGAGACCAACCCCGAUAAUACGACAUGCUUCCUGUGCCGGAGAGCGCUCGACGGAUGGGAGGAAGAGGACAAUCCGAUCACGGAACACUUGAAGCAUUCUCCGGACUGCGGUUGGGCGCUCAUGAUGGACAUCCAGCAGCACAGUUCCAACCCCGCAGAGAUUGAGGACCCAACAAGCGACACGAUAAGGCAGGCACGAUUGGCUACCUUUGGUGAGCUGUGGCCACAUGAUGGAAAACGGGGCUGGGUUUGUCAAUCCGAAAAGAUGGUUGACGGCGGGUGGUAUUUUUGCCCGACCGAUGAGAGCGACGAUCUGGCCAGCUGUGCCUACUGUAAACUGUCGCUCGAUGGAUGGGAACCCAAGGACGAUCCCUUUGAUGAACAUUAUCGCCGCUCAUCUGACUGUUCUUUCUUUGUCUUUGCACAAUCAGGCGGGAAAAAAAAAGGAUCACGGUCGAAGAAAGCGCGCACUUUCAAGGUUUCUCGACAGUCAACCCAAUCCACCGUCUCCGAAGCGCCCGUAUCGGACGUGGACGUGAUCGACCCUCCUGCCAUGUCCCAAUCAACUACGAAACCCAAAACCACGAAGAAGGCGUCCAAAUCCAAGACCAAAACAUCUAAAUUAAAGAAAGCCGAACCCGAACCCGAACUGAGUCCUGCCGAAAUGGAGAUUGAUGAGCUCGAAGAACCCCAACCCAAGCGAGCCGCGCGAGGCAAGAAGAGGCCUAGUGGUGAGGUUGAUCCGGAUCAAGAGGACUCAGAUAUCGCCAAUACCCAAGAAGUCGAGCAUGCCGAGGCCCCGACGAAAAAGAAGGCCAAGAAGUCGCGCGAGAGUGCCCAGGAAAAGAAGCAAGAGGAUGUCGUGAUUGCCGACGCGCAUCAGGAAGAGGGUGCUGCUCAAGAACCUCAGGAACAAGAAGAACCUAAAAAGGCUCGCGGCACGAGCAAGAAGAAGACAUCGGCUAAAUCGCGCAAAGCAUCGAGCGCGUCAUCUACCUCUAAACCGACAGCGAAAUCCGAAGAGCCGCAAGAAGUAGAUAUGUAUGCGGCUCUUGAAGCAGAGCUUGACAAUCCUGAACCGGCGCAGUCCAACGAAAAGGUCGAACAAAAACCUGCAAAGAAGUCCAAAUCCAAGAAAAAGAAGAAGGAUGCGUCCCCAGAACCGUCAGGUGAAGAUGUACCCCAAUUGGAAGAAUCGCAUCCGGACGUCCCUCAAGAGACUGUAACGACCGAGCCGCUCGCCCCAGAAGAGCCCACUCAACCAAAAACGAAGCAAGAAUCAACGAAGCGAGAGUCAAACAAGCGAGAGUCAGCCAAGCAAGAAAAGCCAAGAGGCCGAAGCAGCUCUAAGCGAGUAAAUGAGGAACCGACAGAGCCAACGAAGCCUUCUGAACCGGCUCCCGAGCCUGCUUCUGAUGUGGACGAUGGCACGGAUAUUGACGUAUCCCGGCAUGAAUCAUUCGUCUCGGUGGAGAUUCCGAAUAAGCUACCAGCACAAGAUCCUCCAGCCGACUCGAGUGACAAGGACACGAAGAAACAGAAGAAAAAGUCUUCGUUAGAGAAGACUAAGAAACCCAAGAAAACGUCGAAAACGGCGCCUGAGCCAGUUCAGUCGAUCGAGGAGCCCAUUGAAGAGUCUAACGUUGGAGACCAGGUCCAGUCACAAGAAGCUCCGAAGCCCCAAGGGUCCCCAGAAAUCCAAGAACAAGAGCCUGAUCCAGAGCCACCUCGACGCAGAUCUUCGAGGAUGCCUCCCAAGACAACCGAGCGAUAUAGUGAUAUCCCGGAGGAAAAGAAACUUGCUAAAUCACUUGCGGGAUCACGCAAUUCCGUUACCCGUGCCGCUCUAGAAGAAGAUACGCAGAAAGACGACGAGCCCGAAGCUGUCUCGCCCAUUCCGUCUGCCUCGAAGAGCACCCCGUCCCUAUCACCGCAGUCAUCCGACGCCGAAAACCGGCCACCAUCCAUGAAACCCUCUGCAUCCCGGCCUGUUGCGGCGUCACCGUCCAGACAGCCAACUCUUCCAGUUCCAUUGGCGCCGAGUACGCCUUCUCCAUCGAAACGCGCUCCUACCACGGGAGGUCUGAAUACUUCUUGCCCCUGGAAACCGGUCGACAUCGAUGAGAUUCUAUUCGCCGGCAAUAGCGACAAGGAGAACGUCGACAUAACCACUGCUCUGAGCAGCGUGAAAGGGGAUUUGUCGAGCCCGGAGAAGAAAAUGACCGUGGAACAAUGGAUCGCAUGGAAUGCGAAGAACGGGGAGGAGAGGUUACGGCGAGAGUGCGAGAGGCUUGUUGGCCAAUUCGAAAAGGAAGGGGCACGGGCAAUGCGCGUCUUGGAGGGAAUUGAAUGCACUGAUUAG
Messenger RNA from Aspergillus affinis, 2532 nucleotides. RefSeq lists its product as uncharacterized. The coding region runs from base 1 to 2532 and encodes 843 amino acids. Gene Ontology annotation, biological process: nucleosome assembly. Gene Ontology annotation, cellular component: nucleosome. Gene Ontology annotation, molecular function: structural constituent of chromatin; DNA binding. The transcript has 4 exons. The record is from RefSeq and is a predicted model, not a curated record. NCBI's taxonomy places the organism in Eukaryota, Fungi, Ascomycota, Eurotiomycetes, Eurotiales, Aspergillaceae.